[Candida] anglica is the source of this 733-nucleotide messenger RNA. The record is from the annotation of a GenBank genome assembly. NCBI's taxonomy places the organism in Eukaryota, Fungi, Ascomycota, Pichiomycetes, Serinales, Debaryomycetaceae.
AUGUUGAUUGAACGAUUAAUUAUUUAAGAAAAGGAUUGAAACCCAUAAAAGCUAUAUUACGAUAUAAUGACCAAAGGAAUUUUAAGAAAUAAACUGGAAGUAGAAGUACACCAAGAUGUAACAUCUGAUGCAUUGGAUCGUCAAGAAGUUAUCCGUAACACAAGGCUCAAUGCACACUUGACCUCUGAACACACCAAGGGGGACAUAUUAAGGGCAAAACUUGCUGAGCAAAAGGCACACGAGGCCGAAGAAAAUAAAGAAAUCAAACCUAGUGAGAAUGCAAAUGAACAUUUGAAAUGGGAUGAAUUGAACUUAUACAAAACUGAACAAGAAAAGUGUGCCACUAUGAAGAUUGAUGAACCAAAGACUCCAUAUGAAGGUGGAUUCAACCCCGAGGGUGAAUAUUAUAAAGAAGAUGAAGAUAUUCCCGGGUUUGAGUUAGGUGAAGGAGAAUUCAAUGGCGAUUCGAACAAGAUUGAAUCUUUGAAUGGAGGAGAAAUUAUUAGAAAUGAAGAAGAAGGAGAAGAAGAAGAGGACCAAGAACCGGAAGAACCGGAAGAAACACAAGAAGAAAGACACAAGAGAUUUGAAGAAAUGAGAAAGAAACAUUAUCAUUUGAAAGGAAAUGCUUUAAAACAUGGAAUCCAAAUUUCUGAUGAUGAAGAGGAAUAAAAUUGAAUUAAACGUAUUUGUAUUUAAUAGUUAAUAAAGAAUCGAGAACGAGAUUAAAUGU